AUGAGCGGCUCCUUCGAUCGCAAGCUCAGCAGCAUCCUGACCGACAUCUCCAGCUCGCUCAGCUGCCAUGCGGGCUCCAAGGACUCGCCCACCCUGCCCGAGUCUUCGGUCACCGACCUGGGCUACUACAGCGCGCCGCAGCACGACUACUACUCGGGCCAGCCGUACGGGCAGGCGGUGAACCCCUACUCCUACCACCACCAGUUCAACCUCAACGGGCUCGCGGGCACCGGCGCCUACUCGCCCAAUGAGCCUUGCUCGGGUGUCUGCGGCCAGUCAGGCAAUGGUACUGGCCGCACAGCCUCAUCUCCACCACAGGCCCACGCAGGCUGGGCUCAGCACCUGGGUAAGAAGGACCGUGCGAGGGAGAGGACGGGUUCGGCCUCCCGGGAGCCCACGACCGCGGGGACCUCGAGGGCCCUGCCCGGGACGCAGACUGGGGAGACCCCGAGGGGCGGGGGGCGCAAGGAGGAGGACAGCCGAGUUGGGGGCGGAGAUGGCGAAGUGUCGGUGAAGGAGGAGCCGGAAGCCGAGGUGCGCAUGGUGAACGGGAAGCCCAAGAAGGUCCGAAAGCCGCGCACCAUCUAUUCCAGCUACCAGCUGGCCGCCCUGCAGCGCCGCUUCCAGAAGGCCCAGUACCUGGCGCUGCCAGAGCGCGCCGAGCUGGCUGCACAGCUGGGCCUCACGCAGACACAGGUGAAAAUCUGGUUCCAGAACCGCCGCUCCAAGUUCAAGAAGCUGUACAAAAAUGGGGAGGUGCCCCUGGAGCACAGUCCCAACAACAGCGACUCCAUGGCCUGCAACUCCCCGCCAUCUCCAGCCCUCUGGGACACCUCCUCCCACUCCACGCCGGCCCCUGCCCGCAGCCAGCUGCCCCCGCCGCUCCCAUACAGUGCCUCCCCCAGCUACCUGGACGACCCCACCAACUCCUGGUACCAUGCACAGAACCUGAGCGGACCCCACUUACAGCAGCAGCCACCACAGCCGGCCACCCUGCACCAUGCCUCCCCGGGACCCCCACCCAACCCUGGGGCCGUGUACUGAGCCCCACCCGGCCUGUGCCCCGACGAAGGACCCUGGACCAGGCAGAAGUGCCUAGUCCUUGCGAUACUCAGGAAUCACAGAGGAGCACAGGGG
Messenger RNA from Fukomys damarensis (Damara mole-rat), 1137 nucleotides. RefSeq names its product distal-less homeobox 3 (gene Dlx3). Gene Ontology annotation, biological process: regulation of transcription by RNA polymerase II; epithelial cell differentiation; embryo development. NCBI's taxonomy places the organism in Eukaryota, Metazoa, Chordata, Mammalia, Rodentia, Bathyergidae. The record is from RefSeq and is a predicted model, not a curated record. Gene Ontology annotation, molecular function: DNA-binding transcription factor activity, RNA polymerase II-specific; RNA polymerase II cis-regulatory region sequence-specific DNA binding. The coding region runs from base 1 to 1044 and encodes 347 amino acids. The transcript has 4 exons.